Saccostrea cuccullata (small rock oyster) is the source of this 1306-nucleotide messenger RNA. RefSeq lists its product as uncharacterized. The transcript has 7 exons. The record is from RefSeq and is a predicted model, not a curated record. NCBI's taxonomy places the organism in Eukaryota, Metazoa, Mollusca, Bivalvia, Ostreida, Ostreidae. Bases 86 to 1306 code for a protein of 406 amino acids.
GUAGAUUAAUAUACAUGUACAACGGAAAUGUAAAAAUACCUGAGAAAGUCUAUAACCCGUUUUGCUAUAGCUUCUGCUAGAAAUCAUGAUCGACUUCGUACUUUUAAUUUCGAUAUUCCUGUCGAGAGUUGUAAUAAACACUUUUCCUAGCCCGGAAAUUUCAGCAGAAUCUGCGGAAGUGUACGAGCAUCAGAAAAUGUCUUUAAGGUGUACGCUAUCAGUCACUACUGCAGUAAGAUGGUCCUGGUAUUGCGCUGGAAAGUCCAUGUCAUACAGAGACAUAAGUAACAACAACCGGUCGUCUACUCUGAAUUUUACCGUUAAUCCUGAACAUGACAACACCUACUGUUACUGCAGGGCUCAGUCUAAUUCCAGAAAUGUCUUAUACGAUGAAGAAUCAGAUCGACAAAAAAUCACUGUCAUAUACCCGCCAAGUGACGACCUCAAACUGACUCAUGAAUCGCGAACAUCAAUGGCAGUCGGAAACGACUUUACUUUUGUUUGCAGUAUUUCCACAAUGGGUAACCCACCUAUAUCCUGGUCUUGGAAGUGUGGAGAGAAAACACUAUCCAAAAUAUGGAUGAGAAACAAGGGAAACGUGUCAAAGAUUGAGUUUAAAGCCGAGUCUUGGCAAAACGGAGAAGAUUGCUUUUGUAUGGCUUCAAGUACAAAAUAUAGCUACAAUGUUUCGUCAAAUAAACAGACUGUCACUGUGUACUAUGCACCAGUAGACUUCCCAGAUUUAAUCAACAAAACACACGUGCACGUAGAGGAAAACUCGCCAGUUGUCCUUCAUUGCCGCGUGUCCUCUGCCGGAAACCCUCGCCUGUAUUGGUCCUGGUAUUGCGGAGAUCAUGUGAUGGAGAAAGGGGCGAGUUUUGGGGACACGUGGUCAGAACUGACCUUUAUUGCCUCCAAACAAUACCACCAGAAGGCAUGCUACUGUCGUUUGCAAUCAUGGUCAAACCUAGUUUCUUACAACAAAACUUCGCAAAAAAUGUUCAUCACAAUAAAAAGCGACCAUACUUGUUUCUCGGUUGUCACAUUCAUGACAACAACUUCUGUACUCUCAACGUUUUUGGUUAUAGUCGCUCUGAUUAUUUUGAUAAAAAAUGUCAGAAAACGACCACUAAAUUUGCAACGAUGUAUACACUUCCAUGGUUUGUUCAGAAACUCGAGAUGCACGGCUCCACCUCAACCAAAAGUCAGACAAAAUGACGACAGGACCAUCACCUUUAUAGAGGACCAUACUUAUGAGGUCGUCCAGUCUAACGAGAAAAAGAAGCGAAAAGGUACGUCAUUAUAA